AUGCCCUCGAGCAAAUCAACUUUGUGCUCUGGUGACGCAAAGGCGUUUAUUCGAGACUAUAUGAAAUCUCAAUAUCGCCCAUAUUCAACAAGUGAUAUACAGCUGAAUUUGCACAACCAGGUCACGAGAUCAAAAUUGGGUCCCAUCUUGGACGAUUUGGUUGCCGAAAAAGAACUAAUAGUGAAGACCAUUGGGAAAACCAACUAUUAUUGCUUUAAGGAGUUGCACAUUGAAGAAAAUGUUGGAAUAGACGCUGGCGGCGAGGAAGAAGCAUUCAAAGAACAGUUAAAGGUGUUGGAAGCACGAAUAGAGAUACUACUCACUGAUAUUGCAAAGGUCUCCAAGUUACCAAGUAAUGAAAAAUUGGUUGCUUCCAUUGCCUCCAUUGAAUCUGAGAUUAACAAAUUGCAGCAAAAAUUUGAAUCAAUUGCAGAACAAUCAUCUAACUUGGAACUAAAAGAGAUUCAAAAGUACUCAAAUAAUUUAGUUGCUGUGCAUAAAUCAAGAAAACAAUUGUUUAAGGAUCUUUACGGCAAGUUGACCGAAGUCAUAGAUGGAAAGGAAAUAUUGGAAGCAUGUGAUAUAUGCCCUCAAGAACUCCAGUCCAAUCUUUGCCUAUAA
This is a messenger RNA of Lodderomyces elongisporus, 621 nucleotides long. RefSeq lists its product as uncharacterized. The record is from RefSeq and is a predicted model, not a curated record. NCBI's taxonomy places the organism in Eukaryota, Fungi, Ascomycota, Pichiomycetes, Serinales, Debaryomycetaceae. Bases 1 to 621 code for a protein of 206 amino acids. Gene Ontology annotation, biological process: meiotic joint molecule formation; homologous chromosome pairing at meiosis; meiotic strand invasion involved in reciprocal meiotic recombination. Gene Ontology annotation, cellular component: DNA recombinase auxiliary factor complex; condensed nuclear chromosome. Gene Ontology annotation, molecular function: recombinase activator activity; double-stranded DNA binding. The transcript is spliced from 4 exons.